CCCUCUACCUCUACUUGCAUUAUUUUGCACUUGUAGAGUUGUCCAAAUUCCAAAGUCUCCUAUGAGAGACAGAAACCUCACCCUAUUUGCCGAGAAACUAUUCGCACACCUUUUUUUUGACAAAACUAUUCGCACACCUAAUCAAUCUCUUUCUACAUAUAGUGAAAAGGAACACCUUGUGCACAAACCAAGAGCCUCAAUACCAGGCUUAAUUGACGAAACGUCAUGGGUAACUCUUCUUCUCGAGGGCGAUCAAAGCUGAGUCAGCGCCCGCAGACGACCAUGAAGUGGAGCGUCGAUGGAUUCUCCUCACUCCUUGACAAGGGUGAAGGAUGGACCUACUCCAGAGUGUUUGAGAUUAUGGGCCACAACUGGUACCUUAGACUGAAUCCAAGGGACAAGAAGAGUGGUGAUGACAAGGAGUACGUCUCUCUUAUACUUGAGCUGGAUAUCAGCUCAGUGAAGCCCGAUACUGUCGUGGAGGCCUCUUUCAAGCUGCUGAUAUAUGACCAGUCGUACGGAAACCACAGCGAGUAUCAAGUUAGGCACAAUUUUCAGACUGCAAGCACAAGCUCCGGAGCCUCUUGCAUGAUUUCCCUUGAAAAACUGAAAGAACGGCCCUCAAAGUUUAUUGUCAAUAACAGCUGCACCUUUGGUGUCGAGUUCAUCAAAGUCACCACUUCCAAAGUGAGCACGACGUCAGAAACGCUAUUUGUCCAGAAGCCGAGCAUCUUCAACGAGGCCAAAACAUACACUUGGGACAUCGAGGACUUCUUUGCACUGAAGAAAUUCGGCUACUCACCGGAGUUUGAAGUUGGAGGAUACAAAUGGUAUAUCCGUAGCCACACGUCUUGCGAUGGGAACCACCUCACCUUGGACCUGUGCAUGAAAAACACAAAUGAUCUCCCUAAUGACUCUGCGAACCUGGUGGAAUUCAGCUUGUCCAUCAAACACCAGGAAGCCGCGGGCAAUCACUGGAAACGAACAGGCCGGUGCGAGUUUACAAACAACGCUCGUCGCUGGGGAUGGAGAAAGUUCAUCUCGCUGGAGGAUUUCAAGGACUCCUCAAAUGGCUAUCUCAUGAAAAACAAGUGCUGCAUCGAAGCUGAGGUUGCAAUCGUUGGUUCAUCAAAGAUGGAGUAGUGUGUAUCCUUGUCUAUAUUUGUGGGCUGAAUCGCAAUGGUGCUGAGGUUUCUCGACGUGCGUGUAAUGUGUCUUGUAUUGUGUUUGUUUUGUUCGUGCUGAAGAUACUGAAAGUGUAAAGUGCCAAAUAAAGGUUCGGCGCCGAAGAUAUUGUUCAGUUUGCCCGCCAUCAAGGCCAUCGACCUCCCGAUCCUGGGCCUCCUCUUCGGCACCAUGGUGGUCAGCAUCUUCUGUCAUCCAUUUGUAAUGUUAAAAUUCCUGUUUUCUCGAAUACAGGACAACUGCAUAUGCCACUGCAUAUAAGUGUUUCAACA
Molecule: messenger RNA, 1457 nt
Organism: Sorghum bicolor (sorghum)
Lineage: Eukaryota; Viridiplantae; Streptophyta; Magnoliopsida; Poales; Poaceae
Exons: 6
Coding region: 226-1143 (305 amino acids)
Molecular function (GO): protein binding
Source: RefSeq, a predicted model, not a curated record